Messenger RNA from Mustela lutreola (European mink), 1755 nucleotides. It is a transcript of the gene DAP3, whose product is annotated as death associated protein 3. Gene Ontology annotation, biological process: apoptotic process. The record is from RefSeq and is a predicted model, not a curated record. The transcript has 14 exons. Gene Ontology annotation, cellular component: mitochondrial ribosome; mitochondrial small ribosomal subunit. NCBI's taxonomy places the organism in Eukaryota, Metazoa, Chordata, Mammalia, Carnivora, Mustelidae. Gene Ontology annotation, molecular function: structural constituent of ribosome. The coding region runs from base 349 to 1542 and encodes 397 amino acids.
CGUCUGCGGGCAGCGCCGGGAGCGGCCGGCCCUCGGCGGCGCGUGCGGCUCGCGGCCCCGGGACCGUCGCGGGGGAAGGUCCGGCGCUCGCGGGCGGGGAGCGGGAUCCGAGCGCCCACCAGGAUGAUUGUGCCCCCACCCCCCAACAGUGUCCCAUCGGUGCCCCCGCCGUGCUGCACAGCUUCUGGCACGGUUCCUGUUGUCUUGGCCGCUUUCCCCAGCACUGUGUCUGAGUGGUGUCUCAUCAUUCCCUGACUUGCGCUCCGUGUGUGCUCUGGGCGACAUCCGUGCGCCGUCUGCUGCCCAGGUGCGGCCCACCACUUCAGUUUGCCUGAGCUCGCAGCCACGAUGCUGAACAGGGUGACAAGGCUUGUCCCCAGGGCCCGGCAGUUGGACCCUGGACGUUUUUUGCACGGGGGACCCCAGGGCCCCCAAGGCCUUGCGGUUCACCUGGAUGACCGGGUUCCGGAUGAGACCCCCAGAGCCGGUUCCCGCCCCAGCGAGGACGACCCGGCUGGGGCCGGCGAGCAGCGCGAGGGCCGCCACUACCGCAUCCCCCUGCAGGACCUGCCGACCGUCUUCCCCCACGGCCUGCCCCGUCGCUUCGGCCUGCAGGUGAAGACCUUCCACGAAGCCUGCCUGAUGGUGAGGAGGCCGGCCCUGGAGCUCCUGCGGUACCUGGACGGCACCAAUUUCGCUCACCCGGCCGUGCGGUACGUGCUCUAUGGGGAGAAGGGGACAGGAAAAACCCUCAGUCUCUGCCAUGUGAUUCAUUUCUGUGCAAAACGGGACUGGCUGGUUGUGCACGUUCCCGACGCUCACCUGUGGGUGAAGAGCUGCCGGGGCCUCCUGCGGUCGGCCUACAACAGGCAGCGCUUCGACCAGCCCGUGGAGGCGUCCAGCUGGCUGAAGAGCUUCAAAACGGCCAACGAGCGUUUCCUGAGUCAGAUAAAAAUUCAGGAGACAUACAUGUGGAAUAAGCGAGAAAGCACCGAGAAAGGCCGGCCUCUGGGAGAAGUGGUUGAGCAGGGCCUGACGCGGGUGAAGAAUGCCACGGAUGCCGUUGGCAUCGUUCUCAAAGAACUCAAGAGUCAGAGCUGCUCGGGUGCUUUCCGUCUCCUGGUGGCGGUGGAUGGAGUCAAUGCUCUCUGGGGAAAGACCACGCUGAAGAGAGAAGAUAAGAGCCUGAUGGCCCCCGAGGAGCUGGCGCUUGUGCACAGCCUGAGGAAGAUGGUGCGAAACGACUGGCACGGAGGCGCCGUGGUGUUGGCGCUGAGCCAGACCGGGUCUCUCUUCACGCCGCGGAUGGCCUAUCUCCCACAGGAGCUGCUGGGCAAGGAAGGAUUUGAUGCCUUGGACCCCUUUGUUCCCGUCCUGGUCUCCAACUACAGCCCAGAGGAGUUUGAGCGCUGCAUUCAGUACUACCUGGAGAACAGCUGGCUGCAGCAUGAGAAAGCUCAUACAGAAGAAGGGAAAAAGGAGCUGCUGUUCCUGAGUGACGCCAACCCCGGGCAGCUGGAGCGGCUCUGCGCCUACCUUUAAGCCGCGUCCCAGCCCGCACGGAGGACGGGGGAUGCUGCCCGUCCCCGACGCCGCCAGACCCGACGCUGCUGGGACGAGUCCGCUCCGGCCUCCAGUGAAGCCGGACAUUAGUGCCCUGCAGUGUCCUCUUGUUCCUGAAACCAGUUUAUUAGGUGGGGUUCUCAGAUUGUAAGUAAUUACGGUCUUUCCGUUCAAUAAAGUGUCUUUCUUAAA